UUAUGACAAACCUCCAUACAUUUCUAACAUCAGCUUAAUGAUAAUACCUCAAAUGACAAGGAAAUGUAUUUGGUGAUCACUGCAGCAUCUGUCAAAAAGGCCAAUGUUCAUGCAGGCAACACAAAGUACUUUUCUAGAUGUUUUAAAAGUUGUAGAUAAAAUAUUGUCGUAAUGGAAGGGUGUGGAGACCUAAAAUAGUACAAAACUCCUCGCCUCUAAAUCAAACACUUCACCCUUUAAUGUACAGGACACAUAAACCACUCACCACUAGUAAAGCUUCUCCUCCCCUUUGUCAUGCUUGAGUUGACUUCCAACUUCACUGAGAUCUAUCACAAAUUGAACAUCAUUCCAGAGGAAGUGAGACACAUACUGUAUAGUAACAGGAAGCCUCUCCAAAGAAACAGAGAUGUCAUAUCAAACAGAAGCAAUGACUACCCAGCCUCAAAUGACUGUAACCAGCUACACUGUCUCUCACUGGAGCUCUGAUGUCUGUGACUGUUGUGACGAUUGCCGAAUCUGUCUGUGUGGGGCGUUUAUUCCUUGCAUUUUGGGUUGUAAGGUGGCACAGGAUAAUGGUGACAGCUGCUGUUUGCCCUUCCUACCUGGUGCUAUGAUUGCAUUGAGAACAAGCAUCCGUGACAGAUAUCAUAUUAAUGGCUCUGUCUGUGAUGACUGGGUGAUUAUGACCUGCUGUCCUUUCUGUGGACUCUGUCAAAUGGCUCGAGAACAGAAGGCAAGAGCCUAAUUUGAAAAGAAAAUGAAGAGGAGAGAAUGGCUAAUUUCUAAAAAUGCCUCGAUU
Messenger RNA from Cyprinus carpio (common carp), 799 nucleotides. Its product is annotated as cornifelin homolog. Gene Ontology annotation, cellular component: cornified envelope. The record is from RefSeq and is a predicted model, not a curated record. Lineage: Eukaryota; Metazoa; Chordata; Actinopteri; Cypriniformes; Cyprinidae.